AUGGCUGAGCGAGCCGGGGUCCUCUCAAGCACGGCGAUCGCGGUGUUGAUCGCUGAGGGCGGGGUCGACGCGGCGGUGCCUAUCGGGACGGGCCAGAUACAGCCGGCGAGCCUCGAUCUCAGGCUGGGGCCAACCGCGCACAGGGUGCGUGCGAGCUUCCUGCCGGGCCGCGAGAGCGUCCGCGCGAAGAUCGAGCGUUUAGGCAUGCACGAGAUCGACCUCGCGCCCGGCGCCGUGCUGGAGCGUGGCUGCGUCUACAUCGUCCCGCUGAUGGAGAGCCUCGCGCUCGCGCCUGACGUCUCAGCGCACGCCAACCCCAAGAGCUCCACCGGGCGGCUCGACAUCUUCACCCGGCUCAUCGCCGACGAGGCGCACGAGUUCGACCGGGUGCAACCCGGCCACCGGGGGCCGCUCUACGCCGAGGUCUCGCCCCGCACCUUCAGCAUCGUGGUGCGCGCGGGAAGCCGGCUCAACCAGAUACGCUUCAAGCGUGGGGCGCCCGGCUAUUCCGAAGGUGCGCUCGAGCGCCUGCACGCAGAACGGCGCCUGAUCGAGGGGGAGGUUGCGCGCGGCGGCUUUGCCGGCGGCCUGCCGCUCUCCGUCGAUCUUGCUGGCAGCGGCGGUGGCCUCGUCGGCUGGAAGGCGAAGCGCCAUACCGACCUGAUCGACCUUGACCAGGUUGGCCGCUACGAUCCCGCCGACUUCUGGGAGCCGAUCGCGCGGCCGAGCGCUGCCGGCGUGAUCCUGAACCCGGACGACUUUUACAUCUUGGCGUCGAAAGAAUCGGUGCGUAUUCCGCCGGACCACGCCGCUGAGAUGGUGGCGUACGAUACGCUGGUCGGCGAGUUUCGCGCGCACUACGCGGGCUUCUUCGAUCCGGGUUUCGGGCAUGACGAAGCCGGCGGCGGCGGCACGCGUGCGGUCCUCGAAGUCCGCUCCCACGACGUGCCCUUCAUGAUCGAGGAUGGCCAGACAAUCGGCCGGCUUCUCUUCGAGCCGCUGACCGAGCGGCCGGCAGAGCUCUACGGGCGCGGCAUCGGCUCUUCGUAUCAGCGCCAGGGUCUCGCGCUCGCCAAGCAGUUCAAGCAGCCUCGGCUGGAUGCUGUCGCGACGGUAUGA
This is a messenger RNA of Geodia barretti, 1119 nucleotides long. Lineage: Eukaryota; Metazoa; Porifera; Demospongiae; Tetractinellida; Geodiidae. The record is from the annotation of a GenBank genome assembly.